Molecule: messenger RNA, 555 nt
Organism: Daphnia pulicaria
Lineage: Eukaryota; Metazoa; Arthropoda; Branchiopoda; Diplostraca; Daphniidae
Product: dynein regulatory complex protein 8-like
Exons: 4
Coding region: 1-549 (182 amino acids)
Molecular function (GO): calcium ion binding
Source: RefSeq, a predicted model, not a curated record
AUGGCGAGUAAGAGUCAAAACAAGAAAGAUGCCGAAUUUACGGGUGAUCACCAAUUGCAAACGCCGGCCAUUGAAUGCCCGUUCACCAAAUUGGCAACAGAAGCUUUUUUGGUUUUCGAUGCGUUGAAUAACGAAUCGGUUGACGUGAGGGAGGUCGGAACCAUCAUUCGAUCUCUGGGCUGCUGUCCAUCGGAAUCGGAAUUGCAACAUCUGGUUACGGCUAUGGAAGGAGAAGGAACGACGCAGUUUGUCACUCUGCAAAAAUUCGCACCCACAGUCAGUGGGAUACUACAGCAAAAACGGUUCCAAUCGGCAACAGAGGACUUGAUUUUACGGGCAUUCCAGACACUGGAUUCAGAAAGGAAAGGCUAUUUGACGAAAAAAGAACUGGAAUCCUCACUGACGGGGAGCGGGGAGCCUUUCUCUGCCGACGAAAUGGAAGAAAUGUGGACGGCCAUCAAAGCGCUGCGAUUCCCAACAGACUCGGACCGAGUCCUGCCAUCCGACGCCUUUGAUUACAGUUUGUACGCGAAAUACAUGAUGAAAUAAUCUUGA